Dichotomopilus funicola is the source of this 11769-nucleotide messenger RNA. RefSeq lists its product as uncharacterized. Gene Ontology annotation, cellular component: SAGA complex; NuA4 histone acetyltransferase complex; nucleus. Bases 1 to 11769 code for a protein of 3922 amino acids. The record is from RefSeq and is a predicted model, not a curated record. Gene Ontology annotation, molecular function: protein binding. Gene Ontology annotation, biological process: DNA repair; regulation of DNA-templated transcription. Lineage: Eukaryota; Fungi; Ascomycota; Sordariomycetes; Sordariales; Chaetomiaceae. The transcript has 3 exons.
AUGGCGAGCAGUCUCAUCGAGGAUGUGGUGAGGAAGUUGAGCGUCGCAGAGAUCGAGCCUCGUAUCAAGGUCGAGGCCGCAUCGGCGCUGCGCGACAGUCUUGACCAUUACACCAGCGGCCCCGCAUACCCGAUCUUCCUGAAGCGAUUGAUGCCGAUAUUCGUCAACAUCCUCCGCCAACCAUGCAUCCUCUACACCUCCACCCCCGAACAGACCAACACGCAAAAGCUGCGCAACUGCUUGCUCGAGAUCUUCCACCGAUUGCCCACCUCGUCGUCCCCGACCGAACCGUUCGAGCCGUACGCCGAGGAAGUGGUAGAUUUGCUGAUGCAGCUGGUCCGGAACGACAACGAGGAUAAUGCCGUGCUCUCCGUGAAGAUUAUCUCCGACAUCAUGCGCCACCAGCACAAGCUGAUGGCCAACAAGGUCCAGGGGUUCCUGUCCCUGAUCCAAGAGCUGUUCCAGCAGCUGAGCCGCGUCGUCCGGGAGCAGCUCGACAACACCCCCCCAGCCGCCGCCCCGACAGUACCGCCGUCUACGCCGGGGAGUACACAUACCAGCCUGCUUCCACAUCAGCAGUCGCCGAGGGCGGGCUCACCAGCGGCCGUGGGGGCCGAUUUCAACGUCGAUGCAGGCCAGCAGUCGAACCGCAACUUGCUGAAGGGGAUGCAGUCAUUUAAGGUCUUGGCUGAGUGCCCGAUCAUCGUCGUUUCGAUUUUCCAGGUGUACCGCGGGAGCGUCGCGCAGAAUGUUAAGGCCUUCGUGCCCCUGAUUAAGGAAGCCCUGCAGUGCCAGGCCAUGGCGCAGGAGCAGGCACACGCCGACGCGGCCGCGAAAGGCACCAUCCAUACGGGCGUCAGUCCCAAUAUCAAGAACCGCGCGGCAUUUGGGGAGUUCAUUACGGCCCAGGUCAAGACGAUGAGCUUUUUGGCCUACCUGCUCCGGCAGUAUGCUAAUUUGCUGUCCGACUUUUUGGCGAGUCUCCCUGACAUCACUGUUCGUCUGUUGAAGGAUUGCCCGAGGGAGAAGUCAGGGGCACGUAAGGAGUUGCUCGUGGCGAUACGGCACAUUAUCAACUUUAAUUUUAGGAAAAUCUUUCUACCCAAAAUUGACGACUUGCUGGACGAGCGAACGCUUAUCGGCGACGGCCUGACCGUCCACGAAACGAUGCGGCCCCUAGCGUUCAGCAUGCUCGCAGACCUCAUACACCACGUCCGGGAGAGCCUGUCGCCCGAGCAGAUCCGGAAGACGGUCGAGGUCUACACGCGGAACCUGCAGGACAACUUCCCGGGCACCAGCUUCCAGACGAUGAGCGCCAAGCUCCUCCUUAAUAUGGCUGAGUUCAUCGCCCGUCUGCCGAACAAGGUCGAUGCGCGACACUACCUCAUUAUGAUCCUCAACGCCAUCGGCGACAAGUUUGCUGCCAUGAACAGGCAAUAUUUGAACGCUGUGAAACUCUCUAAGCAGUACGAUCAGUUGGCCAUUGAUAACACACCCGAGACCUAUCUUCCCGAUAAGGAGACCCCGCCGGACUGGGACGAGGUCGAUAUCUUCAACGCCAUGCCGAUCAAGGCGUCGAACCCGCGGGACCGCGCGGCCAACCCGGUCGUUGACAACAAGUUUCUCUUUCGGAAUCUGAUGAACGGGCUCAAAAACACCUUUUACCAGCUCAAAAGCUGCAAUCAGCCGGGGGCCGUCGACCUUACUGGGGCGCCUGCACACUGGACUGACGCCGCGUACGGGUUCACCGCCGAGGAGGUCAACGUGAUCGUCAAGCUCUUCCGCGAGGGCGCUUAUGUGUUCCGGUACUACGAGAUAGAAAAGCCGGCGGCCGAGUCACCCUACAGCUCGCCCGUGGAGUACAUGGCCAACUUCUACAUGAUUUCUAGUAGCAAGGAGGAGAAGGACCUACUCGAGACGUUCGCCACGGUCUUCCAUGCCAUCGACCCGGCCACGUUCCACGAGGUAUUCCAGCAAGAGAUCCCACGACUUUACGACAUGAUUCACGAACAUACUGCUCUACUUCAUAUCCCCCAAUUCUUCCUCGCCAGCGAGGCCACUUCGCCCAGUUUUUGUGGUAUGCUCCUGCGCUUCUUGAUGGAGCGCAUUGAGGACGUGGGCUCGGCCGACAUCAAGAAGUCGUCGAUUCUGCUUCGUCUGUUUAAGCUUGCGUUUAUGGCGGUCACUCUGUUCGCCUCGCAGAACGAGCAGGUACUGCUCCCCCACGUUGUCGACAUUGUCACCAAGUCGAUUGAGUUAUCGACCAAGGCCGAGGAGCCGAUGAACUAUUUCCUCUUGCUGCGAUCUCUGUUCAGGAGCAUCGGCGGCGGCAAGUUCGAGCACCUCUACAAGCAGAUUCUUCCACUGCUAGAGAUGUUGCUCGACGUGUUGAACAACCUCCUCCUGGCGGCCCGCAAACCCGCCGAGCGGGAUCUCUACGUCGAGCUCUGUCUGACGGUGCCGGCUCGUUUGAGCAACCUGCUACCGCAUCUCAGCUUCCUCAUGCGCCCGCUGGUGGUCGCCCUGCGUGCAGGCACGGAUCUGGUCGGCCAAGGACUGCGUACGCUCGAGCUCUGCGUUGACAAUCUCACGGCUGACUACCUGGAUCCCAUCAUGGCGCCCGUGAUCGAUGACCUUAUGACCGCCCUCUUUGAUCACCUGAAGCCUCACCCUUACAGCCAUUUUCAUGCUCACACAACCUUGAGGAUCCUGGGCAAGCUGGGCGGGCGGAACCGGAAAUUCAUGACGGACGCGCUGCCUGUGACGUUCCAGGAGUACGUCGAUGACCGGACGAGCUUCGAUGUCCGUUUGAUUGGGUCCAAGCGGGACAGGGCGUUCCCGGCGCACCUUGGCGUGGAGCUUGCUAUCCAAAAGCUGAUGGAAGUCCCCCGGCCGGCCAAGGGACCACAGCCGUCGGCGUCGAAGCAGUACGAUCCUUACUACAAGCGGCAGGCGCUGAGCUUGAUCAUUGCGCAGGUCAAGUUGCGCGUGGGAUUUGACAACUUGCCGGACGACCUCCCCCGGAUUCUCCGGCUCCAGGUGCAGGAUCUCAUCGGACGCAACAAGUCGGUCGACAUUUCGCCGUUUGAGACGUCAGACCGGGAGCGCUCGACGGCGAAGAAGGACGACGAGGAACAACUCCUCAAGCGGCUCAUCAAGGCGCUCAUGUACGCGCAAUCCAUGCCUGAGUUCAAGGCGGAGGUGGAUGCACUGCUGCUCAACCUAGCACGCCACUUUACCAUUCUCGAGGUCGGCCGGGCGCUGGUCGACAUGAAGCGGGCGUACAGUCCCUUCGACACCAAGUCGGGCGACGGCCCGCUGUUCCUCGACAGCCGGGUCCUGUCGGACGCCAUCUUGGAGUCGUUGGCCUCGGAGAACGUGGACAUUCGCGACGCGGCGGAGCGUCUGAUCAAGGAGAUGCACAGCUCGGCCGUCAUUAUCUUUGGGUCGCCUGCGCAUGUGGCUCGUCUGACACUGUUCAACAGCCUGGCAUCCACGUUCUGCCAUGGGUGUUACCAAGAAGAGUGGUUCACCAAGACGGGCGGGACGCUCGGCAUCAAGGCGCUCCUGACGGAUGUCGAGCUCGGCGAUCUCUGGGUCGCGGCCAAGCAGAUCGAUUUCGUCCGUGCGCUCAUGUAUGUCAUCAAGGACAUGCCGCAGGAUCUGCCGGAGAAAACAAGGCGGUCGGCACAGGUCACGCUGGAGGCUCUCUUGACUAAGCUCACCAAGAAUAUAAAAAAGGCGGACUGUCUUCCUGCGCCCCCAGCAUCCGCUGCCACGGCUGGGGGUGCGGCCCAGCCGCUGCCGCAACCGCAACCGCAUCCCAAACACUCGCGCAUGGCCCAGAUCGUCAUGAUGCUCAACGGGGAGCUGUCGCAUAUGAACCGACACGUCCGGGAUACGGCAAGGCGGUCGCUGGAGUUGAUUGCCAAGGCUUCGGGGGCCGAGGUCUGGGAACUGGUCGAGCCGCAUCGCAAGCAGCUGCUGCAACCUAUCUACGCCAAGCCGCUGCGGGCACUACCCUUCGCCAUUCAGAUCGGCUUUAUCGAUGCCGUGACCUACUACAUGUCGCUGAAACGCGACUUUGUGGCCUUUGACGAGAACCUGAACCGGCUACUGAUGGAGUCGCUGGCUCUAGCGGACGCUACCGACGAGUCGCUGGCCGGCAAAACGCUCGAGUUCCGCACGCACGACUUCAUUGUGAACUUGCGGGUGUCGUGCAUUAAGAUCCUCAGCAGCGCCAUGUGCUUUGACGAGUUCGGCAGCGGCACUAACAACCCGACCCGGCUCAAGGUCGUCUCGGUGUUCUUCAAGUGUUUGUACUCGGACUCCACGCCGACCAUUGAGGCUGCCAACGACGCGCUCAAGCUGGUCCUGCAGCAUACGAAUAAGCUUCCUAAGGACCUGCUGCAGUCCGGCCUUCGGCCUGUGCUGGCUAGUCUCCAGGAUGCUAAGCGCUUGACUGUUCAUAGUUUGGACAAUCUUGGUCGGUUGCUGCGGCUGUUGACGACGUACUUCAAAGUUGAGAUUGGGGCGCGGUUACUGGAGCACGCUAGGCAGAUAGCAGAGCCUGCGUUCUUGCAACAGAUCUCGUUCACGUUUUUCGAGCAGCACAACUCGCUGAAGGUGAUUGCGGCGAUCUUCAACAUCUUCCACCUGCUUCCGGACGCGGCCAAGCAGUUCAAGGAGCGGGUCAUCGACAACGUGCUGGACCUCGAGGAGAAGCUGCGCCGCACGCACCACAGCCCGUUCCGGCUGCCGGUGUACAAGUACCUCAACAAGUACCCGUCGGAUGUGUGGGCGUUUAGCCUGGCCAAGCUGGAGGAGCUCAAGUACGGCCGGUUCCUGUCGCAGGUGUUGCGCCACGCAGACAGCGGCGUGUUGCGAGAUUGGGGGGCGGCUAAUGUUGAGUUCAUCAUCAAGACGUGCAACAACAGUAUCUCGCAGGGCCGGGACAGCCGGUUCACGGCUAUUAUUAACACCAUCAAUAUGCUGGACGCGCUGUGUCAGUUCCCCAACACGCUGUCAUGGCUGGACAACAAGGAGCAUAUCGACUGGCUGAAGACGGUUGGUAAGGAGCUGGAGCGGAAUCUCAAGGCGAACUCGCUGCCACCGAACUUGCGUCUGCCGGCUGACCAGGCCUCGGAGCAGCUCAUGGCGAUACUGACGAAGGCGCUUGCAAGGAACCCCAAGGAGCUGGAUCCGCUGUUUGGGCUGAUUGAGUCCAUCACGGCCGAUGACUUCCGCGAGUCGCCGGCCUUGCUGUCGCACAUCUACAAGCAUGUUGUGUGCAACGAGUCGAUUGAUUUCUGGAGGACGACAGUCCUGCGUUGUCUGGAGGUGUACGCUGGGAAGACUGCGUCGCAGCGGACAAAGUGGUAUCUCCUGCACAAUAUUGUGAAUCCCAUCGUUGCGAUGGACGUGAUGCGGCACUGGAACAAUGGUGAAUCGACGACAACGGUCAACAAUAAGAGUCCUCGAUUCCUAGACAAGUCGGUCAUCGACUCGAUCAACACCAAGAUCUGGAAGGUCAACCUGCCAGAUCCGCAAGACGAUCUCGUGCAGCCACGCAUCGACCACACGCGCAUGGAGGUGCUCCAGCUCUCGGCCAUGAUCGUCAAGUACCACCACUCGAUCCUACAGGACGCGCGGAAAGACUUCAUCAAGUUUGGGUGGGCCUACAUCCGACUGGACGAUGUCAUCAACAAGCACGCGGCGUACGUGGUCAUCGGGUACUUUAUCGCGCACUACGAGACUCCAGCCAAGAUUGUCACGCAGAUCUACAUCUCGUUGCUCAAGACGAACCAGAACGAAGGGCGGGCGCUUGUGACGCAAGCGCUCGAGUUGAUGGCGCCGGUCAUGCCGAAGCGCUGCAACACGGCGUUGACGGACCGUAACCCGGUGUGGGCGGUCGCGCCGCGGCGGAUCUUGGCCGAGGAGAGCCAGAACGUGCAGCAGAUGACGUGCAUUUUCCACUUCCUGGUGCGACAUCCGGACCUGUUCUACCACACGCGCGACAAGUUUGCCAUGUUGAUCAUCCAGUGCCUGCGCAAGGUCGCGUCGCCGCCGAACCCGUCCAACGAGAGCCGGAAGCUGGCACUUAACAUGAUGUGGCUAAUCUGGCAGUGGGAAGAGCGGCGGGUCGAGGGGAAACUGAGCGAGCCCCUGCGCGCGGUGUCGGAGUCGCCCAACACCAAGAAGAGGAAGUUGGGGGGUGAGUUGGUGACAGCUUCGUCGCCUUCCACUGCAAGGCAGCAGCCGGAGAAAGCCGAGUUCCAGAUCCCGCUGAUAGGCCGACAGAAGAUGGUUAAGUACCUGGUCGAGUUCAUCGCGCAGCUUAAUGAGCGGUACCAGCUUCCCUCGGCCAAACCGCGCGACCCGACAUUGCCCGUGCUCCCCUCGCCAACGACGGAGCUGUGCAAGAAGGCCAUGACGCUGCUGUACAACCUGCUGCAGCCGCAGUACUGGGGUGACCUGGAAAUGGACCUGUUCCCCAACGUCACGGAUGUGGUGCUGGCCAGCGAGAAGUCGGCCGGGUUGCUCGCGGGGGAUCCUUCGGAGACGGAAAAGGGCGACGAGAAGUUUAUUACGAACAUCAUCAACACGCUGCAGGUGGUGCGCAUCAUCCUCAACUUCCAGACGGACGAGUGGAUCCUCAAGAACAUGACGCACGCGCAAAAGAUCCUGGAGAAGUGCCUCAAGUCGGAGAACCCGGAGGUCCAGGACUGUCUGCACGUGGCCGACAAAAAGUAUGAUGGCGGGCGGGACAUCAAGCCGAUCGUGCGGCGGAUUCUGGAUGCGGUGCCUAAGGACGUGCCAAUGGAGGAUGCCGAUGCGGACGGGGAGUCGGAGGCGCAGACCUCGGAAAUCAUCGCCUUCUUCUCCGGGAUCGCGACGGAGAGCAUGGCCGCGUCGAACUACGUGUCGGGCAUCAACGUGCUGUGGUCGCUGGGCAACUGCAAGCCGUCGACGAUCGACCAGCACAUCACCGCCAUCAUGAAGUCCCUACAGACAAAGCUCGCGCGGGAUCAUGUCUCGCACUACGCCGCGCUGGCGCACCAGGCCAGUGGGAUCCGCCCCCCGCAGCAGGAUCCCAACGCGCCGACCGAGAUGAACGCGUACGACCUCGAGAUCCAGACGGGGCUGAUCCUCAAGGCUGUCGAGGUCACGUCGAUGCGCAUGGAGAUUCUGGGGGAUAACCGCCGGCCGUUUCUCAGCGUGUUGGCGACCAUUGUGGAGAAGUCGCUGCAUGUGGCGCUGUGCGAGAAGAUCCUGGAGAUGGUGGAGGGCUGGGUGUUCCGGUCCGAGGGGACGUGGCCGACGCUUAAGGAAAAGACGGCUGUGCUGCAUAAGAUGAUCUCGUUUGAGCACCGCCAGGACCCGACGAUGCUGAUGCGGUUUUUGGAUCUCGUGCUGCGCAUCUACGAGGACCCCAAGAUCACGCGGACGGAGCUGACGGUGCGUAUGGAGCAUGCGUUUUUGAUCGGCACGCGGGCGCAGGAUGUCGAGACGCGCAACAAGUUCUUGUCUAUCUUUGACAAGUCGCUGUCCAAGACGGCCAGCGCGCGGCUGAGUUAUAUUAUCUUGUCGCAGAACUGGGACACGCUUGCGGACUCGUACUGGCUCGCGCAGGCCACGCAGUUGUUGCUGGGUGGCGUGGAUACAAACCCGACCGUUCAGCUGCACGCUGAGGACUUCCGCACACUGCAGCUGUCACAGCUGGCCAACACGUACGCCCGCGAUAGCCGCGAACCAAGCAGCAUGAGCGAUGACAAGUACGAGGCGUUUAUGGCUGGCCACCGACGGUUUGUGGCCGAGUUGGGCGAGGUGCGGGUGCGUGAUAUUCUGGAUCCCAUCACGCAGCUGCAGCAUGUUGAUUCCAGCUUUGCGCACGAACUCUGGGUCGCGCUGUUCCCGAUGUUCUGGUCGGCCACGGCCAAGGAAGACCGGCCCGAUCUCGAGCGCGGGCUUGUCGCGCUGCUGACCAAGGACUACCACUCGCGGCAGAUGGACAAGCGGCCGAACGUCGUGCAGUCGUUACUCGCGGGCGCCGUUAAGACGUGGCCGCUGUGCAAAAUCCCCCCCCACGUGCUCAAGUUCGAGGCUAAGACCUACGACGCUUGGUACACGGCGCUGUAUCAACUGGAGAACUCGGCGCUGCAACCCGAGAUCGACUCGGCCACCGUGCGCGAGAGCAAUCUGGACGCGCUGGUGGACCUGUACGCGUCGCUUGGGGAGGAUGAUUUGUUCUACGGCACGUGGCGCCGGCGCUGCCAGUUCGUCGAGACCAACGCGGCGCUGUCGUAUGAGCAGCACGGCAUGUGGGAGAAGGCGCAGCGCAUGUAUGAGACGGCGCAGAUCAAGGCGCGCACGGGGGUGAUUCCGUUCUCCGAGUCGGAGUACAUGCUGUGGGAGGACCACUGGGUGCUGUGCGCGCAGAAGCUGCAGCAGUGGGAGGUGCUGCAGGAUUUUGCUAAGCAUGAGAACUUUCAGGAUCUGUUGCUGGAGUGUGCGUGGCGGAACCCGGAGUACUGGCAAAAUCAGGAGAACCGCGACCAGCUGGACACGCUCAUCAAGGGGGUCAUGGAUGCGCCCACGCCGCGCCGGUCUUUCUUCCAGGCCUUCAUGUCGCUGCUGAAGCUGCACAACAAGCAGGAGACCAUGCCGGACUUUAGUCGGGUGGUUGAUGAGGCGAUUCAGUUGUCAAUUCGCAAAUGGCACCAGCUGCCAAAGCGGCUGACGUCGGCUCAUAUCCCGGUGCUCCAGAACUUCCAGCAGCUGGUCGAGCUGCACGAUGCUAGCGUCAUCUCGCAGAGCCUCAACAGCACCAUCGCCAGUAAUCUUGAUGUCAAGUCUGGCGAGCUGAAGUUGCUGCUGGGCUCAUGGCGCGAUCGCCUGCCCAAUCCGUGGGACGACAUCGUGGCCUGGCAAGAUCUGGUUACAUGGCGCCAGCACAUCUUUGGGUUGAUCAACGGGACGUACUUGGGGUUGGUGCCGCAGCAGCCGCAGAAUCCCGGGGGGGUGUCGUUUGCGUAUCGGGGUUAUCACGAGACGGCGUGGAUCAUCAACCGGUUCGCGCACGUCGCGCGCAAGCACGCACUCCCCGAGGUGUGCAUCAACCAGCUCAGCCGCAUCUACACGCUGCCCAACAUCGAGAUCCAAGAGGCGUUCCUCAAGCUGCGCGAGCAGGCCAAGUGCCACUACCAGAACCCGGACGAACUCACCAGCGGCCUGGACGUCAUCAACAACACCAACCUCAACUACUUCAGCGCCCCGCAAAAGGCCGAGUUCUACACCCUCAAGGGCAUGUUCCUCGAGAAGCUCAACCAAAAGGAAGAAGCCGACAGCGCCUACGGCACCGCUCUGUACUUCGACAUCACCGCCGCCAAGGCCUGGGCCGAGUGGGGGUACUUUAACGAUCGCAAGUUCAAGGAAAACCCGACCGAUCUGGCCGCCGCCAAACAAGCCCUCACCAGCUACCUUCAGGCCGCGUCCAGCUACAAGGACCACAAGUCGCGCAAGCUGAUCGCCCGCAUCCUGUGGCUGCUGAGUCUAGACGACGCCAACGGCACCAUUGCGUCUGGGUUUGACGAUUUCAAGGGCGAGGUGCUGGUGUGGUGGUGGAUCACUUUUAUUCCGCAGCUGCUGGUCGGGCUGGGGCAUAAGGAGGCGCCUCGCGUGCAGAACAUUUUGCUCAAGAUUGCCAAGACGUAUCCGCAGGCGCUGUAUUUCCAGCUGCGCACCAACAGGGAGGAUAUGUUGGCUAUCAAGAAAAAUCAGGAUGCGAAAGAGCGGGCGAAGAGGGUGCAGCAGCAGCAGGCUGCUGGCAAGGCGAAUGGGUCGGCCCCGGCUUCGGCGUCGGCUUCGGUGUCACCGCAGUUGGCGAAGAAGGAGCCGGGUUCGGCGGGGGGUGCUGAAUCGACGAGUCGGCCGGCUACGGCUAAUGGUGCAGAAGGCAAGACGGAAACCAAGGCUGAGGGCGAGGCUGCUGCUGCUGUCAGCACACCUGUGACGGCUACCGCUCAGACGCCGUCAUCUGCUGGUCCUGCCGGUAAUCCCAAUGCUGGGAAUGCUGGUGAAAGUUCCGGUGCCGCCGGCCAAAAGAAACCCCCUUGGGAACUGACGGAGGAAAUUAUGAGCGUUCUCAAAACGGCGUUCCCGCUGCUCGCACUGUCAAUGGAGACCAUGGUUGACCAGAUCCAGAAGCACUUCAAGUGUCCGCCCGAUGAGGACGCGUAUAGGCUCAUCGUUGCUCUUCUCAACGACGGCCUGGCCUACGUCAGCCGCAUGCCGACCUCGUACGCGCGCGACGUGAAGCUACCCCAGGCGACGGAGAAUAACAUCACCCGCUUCGCCGAAACCAUCCUCCCCAGCCACAUCCGCGGCACCUUCGAGGCCGACUUCGUCAAGGUCAAACCCACCAUGUACGAGUACAUCCACAACCUGCGCAAAUGGCGCGACAAAUUCGAAGAGAAACUCGACCGCCGCACCACGCCCGUCCCCCUCGAAAGCUUCGCCCACUACUCCCCGCACCUCAGCGAGUUCCGCUACCAGAAAUUCGACGACGUCGAGGUCCCCGGUCAAUACCUACAACACAAGGAUAAGAACCAAGACUUUGUCCGCAUCGACCGCUUCCUGCCCGACGUCGACCUGGUGCGCACCAUCGGCGCAUCCCACCGCCGUCUGCAGAUCCGCGGGCACGACGGCAGCGUACACGCGUUUGCGGUCCAACACCCCGCCGCGCGCCACUGUCGCCGUGAGGAACGCAUCCUGCAGCUGUUCCGCCAACUCAACCAGACGCUGGCGGGCAAGAAGGAGAGUCGUCGGCGGGACUUGCAGUUUACCCUCCCGCUGAUGGUGCCGCUGGCGCCGCAUAUUCGCCUAGUACAGGAGGACGUGUCGUAUAUCACGCUGCAGGGGGUGUAUGAGGACCAUUGUCGCCGGCAUGGGAUUCAGAAGGAUGAGCCGGUGUUGUAUACGAUGGAGAAGCUGCGCGGGUUGGUGGAUGCUAAGGGACCGGUACGCUCUUCUUUCCUUAUUUUUAUUACUUCUUUCCCACAGUAUGAUUCUAACAGGUCACAGAAACUAGCCGAGCACGCCGUAACAGCCCGCCUCGAAGUAAUGCGCGCCAUCCAAGAAAAAUUCGUCGACACCACCCUCGCCCUCGAAUACUUCCAAGCCGCCUUCCCCGACUUCGCCGAAUUCUGGCUCUUCCGCCGCCGCUUCUCCUACCAAAUGGCCGCGCUCACCUUCAUGACCUACAUCCUGCACAUCGACAAGCGCUACCCACACAAAAUCAACAUCGCCCGCGGGUCUGGCAACAUCUGGGGGUCCGAACUCAUCUCCUUCAUGGCCACCAACAGACCGUAUUUCCAUAACCAGGAACCUGUGCCGUUCCGGUUGACGCCGAACCUGCAGACGCUUAUGGGCCCGCUGGCGACGGAGGGGAUUUUUGCGAGUGCGAUUAUGGCGAUUGCAAGGUGUUUGACGGAACCGGAGUUUCAGUUGGAACAUGCGCUGACGCUGUUUGUGAGGGAUGAGAUGAUGUUUUGGUUUACUAGCGGUCUUGGAGCGGGUGGCUUGACGGAGGCCCAGCUGAGGGACACGGUGCAAGGGAACAGUGAGAUGAUUGUGAAAAAGGCGGUGUCGCUUGCUCAGGCGCCUGCGGGGAAUCUGCCGGCGCAUCAGACGGUGAUUGAUUUGAUCGCGAAGGCGGUUAAUCCGAUGAAUUUGGCUAUGUGUGAUGCGUUGUGGAUGCCGUAUUUGUAG